GGGGCGGUCCCGCUUCUCUCCGCCCGCGCCGCCGCCGCCCACAGCCCCAGCCCGGCCGCCGAGGUAGCGGGGAGCUCGCCUGCUUGCGCCGCCAUGGGGGUGGAAGGCUGCACCAAGUGCAUCAAAUACCUCCUCUUCGUCUUCAACUUCAUUUUCUGGCUGGCUGGAGGCAUCAUCCUGGGAGUGGCCCUGUGGCUCCGUCAUGACUCGCAGACAACGAAUAUCCUCUACCUGCAGCUGGGGGACAAGCAGGCCCCCAACACCUUCUACGUUGGAAUCUACAUCCUGAUUGCAGUUGGAGCUGUCAUGAUGUUCGUGGGGUUCCUGGGAUGCUAUGGCGCUAUUCAGGAGUCUCAGUGCCUUCUGGGAACGUUCUUCACUUGCUUGGUGAUCCUGUUUGCCUGCGAAGUUGCAGCUGGAAUUUGGGGAUUUGUCAACAAAGACCAAAUUGCCAAAGAUGUGAAGCAGUUCUAUGAUCAAGCAUUUCAACAAGCGCUUAUGGCAGAAUCGGAGACAAACAACGGGAAAGCUGUUGUGAAGACCUUUCAUGAAACGCUGGACUGCUGUGGUCCUGAUAAUGCAAUAGGAACUUUCACUCCCCUCUGGAGAGAUGACCUCUGCCCAAAGAAGGACUCCCUCCUGAAAAACAUUGUAGAGUUCUCAAACUGCCACAAAAAAAUUGACGAGCUGUUCUCCGGGAAGCUGUACCUGAUCGGCAUCGCUGCCAUCGUGGUUGCUGUGAUCAUGAUCUUUGAAAUGAUCCUGAGCAUGGUGCUGUGCUGUGGCAUAAGGAACAGCUCUGUCUACUGAGCCGUGAGAGCUGGGAAGGGGAAGGGAGGAGCAGGGUGGACGGCUCUGGAGGGAACCCCAAGUGCCACCAAGUGACCAGGAGACAUUUCAACAAAAGACAAAGAAAACUGUGUAUAUAAAUACUUCCAAUAUUACCAUACAGUACUUAUCAUUUUUAUUUUGAAGUACUUUUUUUUAACAAAUAAAACUUUCCUGUACCCUUGUGGCUGAGUUAGUUACACAUCAGUUUUGUGUGAUGGGGAAAGUUGCUGUAGCAGGAGAUUGAGCCCUUCCUCCCCCUUCCCCACCCCUUGUAACUCAGAAAUAAUGGUGGAAGAUGUACAGAGGAGAAGGCUGCAGCCUGUUAUCAGAAAACUUUGCCUUGUUUCUUGCUCUCUUUUUCAUCACAGGCUUUUUUUUUUAAUAGACAUAAUUGGGUGCUGAAGCAGGAUUUAGCUUUUUUGUUCAUUUGUACUCAUCUUUUUUCCUACCAUCAACCCAGCUCCCUGAUGUUUCCAGGCUGUCCAUUGGGAAGCCUGGCUGACUGUCCAAAGCUGGGGAAGGAGGAGAGGAAACAGCCCUAGUCGCCUGGGUAUGAUAUGUCCCAGGGGAAACGCUGGCACAAUUUUCCUCUCCGACCUGUUUGCAUCACUAGAUCAAUCCUUAACAGAAGUCAUGCUUUAUUUUUUUUUUUACUCUCUGAAGAGUUCUGGCAUUUUCGUUUUGUGGUUUCUUUGUUGGGACUGUAACUUUCUAAAGUGGCUCAUUCCCAUUGAUUUGCUGCAUUAAAGCGUCAGUGGCUGGGGGUGAAUUUUAGUCCCAGUUUGUCGAGUAUAGCAAAGUGAAAAUUAAGUCACUUCUUAAACCUCCUUCAAUGUUUCUUUAUAGACAUCUACUUUUGGGAGAGUUUACUUCUGUACUAAUAAGUUUCCACUGUUAAGCUAAUGCUUGCAUACAAAUGAUAUUGCAAAAAAGAAUCAUAGACUCAUAGAAAACUUUAAAAAAAAAAAAAGAAGUUCUUAACUUUAGAAACCCUGCAUUUAUGUGUUGCAGGAUGAUGCUUGGGGCUUCCCAACCAUAUGCAUACAUGUUUAAAAUUUCAUCUUUGCAUCACAGUUUUGUUUAAUGAAAUUUUCCUGACUUAUAACAUAUUGUCACACACUGUAACAUUGCUGGGAAAUUGUCACAACCUGAUUUUUUUUUUGGGGGGGGAAAAAAAGUUCAUUUUUAAGACCUUCCACUUCCAGUUACAUCAAUGGCAGGAGAUCAUCUUAUCAGAGGAAGGGCAUUCAGGAUUUUAGAUCACAUGGGUUGAAACACUUUCUUGUGACCUGAUAAGCUUUGAUUGCCAGUUUGAUGUAUGUUGCUUCUGUUGUUGUAUGCCACUCAGUUACCGUGUACAUAGAAGGGGAGAGUGACCCAGGAGCUAUGUGAUAAAAUCAGAGUAUCUCUAAAAAGAUUGAUCUAUAUGUAUAGUUCUAUGGAUAUAUAUUUUUAAGCAAAGCCUUUUUCCUUAGCCAUAUGGGUACUUGAGAUGGAAAUGAUUGUGUAUCUCAGCUUUUUGCCCCUUUGAAGCAGGUAAGGGGAGGAGUUGAACCUAGUGAUUACCUUCCCUAAUUCAGGAAUAAUUCAGUUUCUUCAAGUAUUUUGCUCUCCCCCUUUGUUGCAAUGAAGAACUCCAGACUGGAUAGGAAGGGAGACCCAUGAUUGUUUUAAACUCAUACCUUGUCCACUGCGUGUGGUUGCUGUGGUCUUUGCCACCAUGGGAUAAGAAAUUCCUGCACUGGGGCAAAUUGAUCUGUUUGGACCCUUUUCACCUCUUCCACUCCCCCCUUUUUUCAUCCUGCCUUUUAGUAUAUAGGACCUUUAAAAAGUAUAUAGUUAAAUAUAUAUAUAUAUAUAUCUCACAUUGUGCUGGGUAAGAGGAGGAUGUGCUUCAACAGAACUUUGGAUCAAAGGGUUGGACAAGAAAAGAUUCAGCCUUAGAAACAGCCUUAAAGCAACACUGCCCUGAAUGUCCACAUUGUGCAUGUCAAGAAUGAGAUGAGGUUUUGCAGUAGGCAACCCCUUCCCCUGCUCCCCAGCGUAGCUCCUUCAGGUCAUCUACUUUGUUAUGUGGCUAUAUGUAUAUGCAUCAACCAAGCACGUGUGUUUACAUAUAUGUGCAUCGGGAUUGUUAGCAUACAGAAUGGAUGUGUAACUUGCCGCCUUUUUUGUUGACUGUUGAUAAAUGUGUAUAAAUAUGCCAUUAAGCAUUUCAAUUCUGUUUUCUUAUACUUUUUUUUUAUAUUGUUCAGUAUUCAGUUGAUGCUGUGUAAGUAGCUGGAGCUCUGUUUGAGGAUGGACUGGGUCUCAAUGCAGUUCAGGUGUGUCCUUGGACAUAGUGGCUUUGGGGGUCUGGGUUUCCCCAUGCAGGACCUGUUGGGAGAAAGUGGUGCUUGGAGAGGGAGUCUGACAGCUGUGGGAGGAAGAAGAGCAGGAUGUUUGCUCUGACCACAUCACACAUGGGCUGCCAUUUACUCUCUGGCUCGUUUCAGAGGUGGCUUGUCACAGGGGAGCUCCAGCAGCAGCUCCAUGGACCACCUCCUGUCCCUGCAGCUGCUGCAGGAAAGGUGCUGUAGAGGAGGGGAGCAACCAGGAACUGAGGAGGUCAUGGGAGGGGGCAGGAGGAAUUCUGCGGGGAGAGGGUAAUGCUUUCUUUAGAGUUACUAGCUGAGAGUCCCCAAGUUGGUUGGCAUGGUCAUCAGCUGUAGCAGGAGUUGUCAGCACUGGGAGAAAAGGGACGGAGAGGAAUUGUCACGCUAAAGAACGAAGAAGUAGCUGAGAAACCCUCACAGAAAAAAACACCCACUCCACAUGUCCUCUAGUCUGGCCUUCUGUGAAGCUAGACCUGUGUGUGAUAAACCAGAGAGGGAGCUGUGAAAGGCUGAGGAGACUCAUCCUGUUGCAAGCACUCAGGAUCCAAAAGUGACAGGGCUGUUCUGCCAGUUGGUCAGUUCCAAAGCUAGCUGAGGUGAAGGAGAAAAAAACACUAGGAAGGACCCCUCAGACGCUCCCCUGUGUACCUGUGCAUUUCUAUGUGCAGUGUGCGCCAUCCUGCUCCACUCUGCACCCUCAAAAAACAAAGGAUGAAAUUGUGGACUGUAAAUACAAAUCUCUCCCUUUCCAGGGAAGCAUCCUCCUGGAGCCAGUGACAGCUGAGAAAAUGGCUGUAAGCUGAGGUAGCGGGGAGGAGAGAGGCUGGUGGGGAAGAGGGAAGUCAACUGUUCAGGUCUAACUUCAAAGACCACAUUGAAAGGUCAAACAGAGCUGCUGACAGCUUAACUGAAUGCUUGGGAUUUUUUCAUACUGUGGAGCAUGCCACAAAUCAGUGUGUUUAACUUCUUUCUGCCUCUUUUGUUUUUUUUUAAAGAAAUGAAACAGAAAUCAGUUUAAUAAACAUUUCUCAUAGUGUGCGUAGUGUGAUGAACCACUGCAGUUUUACAACCAGUUAACCUUAACACCAGGAUGCUUUGUGAACCAGGCUUCAACAGCAUGGGGUUUUCCAGCCUCUGAGAGGGGGGCCUGCAGGCAGGCUGGGGACGCAUCCAGAGCGGUGCUUAGGGAAGGCAAAAAGGUAGCUCGCUGGCAACUGUGGUUGCUGCAGUUGUUUCUCUCCUCAAGUGAAGGGGGGCACAGCUGUGGGAGAGCUAAUGUUAAUUGCAAAACUGGGUGACUGCUGAAAUUCGGGGGGCUGCACUGGCAGUACUGUGCAUACUCAAGGGUUUUCUCCUAAACUGUUUGAAAAUGGCCCAAAAUGCCCUCUGUUGCCAUUUGAUCAGGGGCUGGUCUGAUUUGUGUGGAUGGUCUGGUAACACCACCGUUGCUGCCACUGCCUGCCCCUCCACACCAUCAGGGGAAGAGCCCUGCUGGAGGAGGCCAAGCGCUGUGAUCCCACAACUGCCUGCCUUUCUCUGCCCUUUCUUGGAAUUCUGGCUGCAUUUCAAGCAGGAAUGUCCCAUGAUGGCUGCCAGCCGUGUCCUAUGCUGGUACAGACGGAAUGCCAGGUGAGGGAGAGCGAUACUCAUCUGCUGCAAAGAAAGGCCAGCCCUGUUUCCAGUGGCUGUGUCCAUGCUACAAGAUCAUGCCCAUCUGUUGUUCUUUCACUUGUUUACCUGAAUGUUAAUGAAGUUGAACAUAAUGACUUCUGGAAAGUAAAAAAAGUACUAUUUAAAAACAAUAAAAAAAGAAACAAAGCAAAA
Messenger RNA from Cuculus canorus (common cuckoo), 5030 nucleotides. RefSeq names its product CD81 molecule (gene CD81). Lineage: Eukaryota; Metazoa; Chordata; Aves; Cuculiformes; Cuculidae. The record is from RefSeq and is a predicted model, not a curated record. Gene Ontology annotation, cellular component: membrane. The transcript has 8 exons. Bases 94 to 810 code for a protein of 238 amino acids.